Molecule: messenger RNA, 2937 nt
Organism: Myxocyprinus asiaticus (Chinese sucker)
Lineage: Eukaryota; Metazoa; Chordata; Actinopteri; Cypriniformes; Catostomidae
Product: dipeptidyl peptidase 3-like
Exons: 18
Coding region: 113-2293 (726 amino acids)
Biological process (GO): proteolysis
Cellular component (GO): cytoplasm
Molecular function (GO): metalloexopeptidase activity; dipeptidyl-peptidase activity
Source: RefSeq, a predicted model, not a curated record
GUUGAAUGAGUAACGGAAGUAGAUUCGGAAGCCGGUGCGGGUGCUGCAUUUUGACAGGAGUGGAGUGGACGCACAAUUCAGUGGUAAAAGAACAAGCUGCCGAUUGACUGAAAUGGUGGACUCUCAGUAUUACCUCCCAAAUGACAUUGGGGUCUCUGCUCUGGACUGCCGCGAGGCUUUCAGGCUGCUCUCACCCAAGGAGCAGCAGUAUGCACACUACCUCUCUCAAGCAUCUUGGUAUGGGGGCCUGGCCGUGCUAAUUCAGACAUCUCCGGAGUCUGCCAAAAUCUACGUACUGCUGCAAAAAAUGUUCCGCAAACAGGUGCCAGCACAGCUUGAAGCUGUGGCAACUGCAGCUGGAUUGAGCGCAGAGGAGUAUCAGGCCUUCCUUGUAUAUGCUGCUGGGCUUUAUGCAAACAUGGGCAACUACAAGUCAUUUGGGGACACCAAAUUCAUCCCUAACCUACCAAAGGAAAAGUUCAAGGCUCUGGUGUGGGAGAGUCAGGCCUUUAAGGAGAACCCUGGUGAGAUGGAGGCACUGUGGAACAGCUGCUCGCAGCCCCUUUAUUCCCUGGAAGACAAGCAGAAACAGCUUGGUUUGGGGGAGAAGGGAAUCACAACAUACUUCUCAGGGAAUUGCUGCUUAGAAGACGCAGAGUUUGCCCAGAAAUUUCUGGACUUCAAGAACCUGAGUGCCUACAACACCCGUUUAUUCAAGACUGAAUUAGAUGGGAAGCGGUGCUAUGAGGUGCGUUUGGCAUCUGCAGUGAAGAAGGACUGUGUGGUUGAAGGAGAGACUGAAACAUGUUGUGGCAAAUAUGAAUUUGAGGAUGCUGUGUUCUCGGUUCAGAGGGGCGAUUAUGCCUUUCUGAUGGAGAAAGUAAGCCAGAACUUGGAGAAAGCAAAGGCAUAUGCAGCCAGUGAGAACCAGAAGAGAAUGCUGGAGGAGUAUGUCCGCAGUUUCACCUUUGGCUCUGUGGAGGCCCAUAAAGAAGGGUCCCGUUAUUGGAUCAAAGACAAAGGACCUAUUGUGGAGAGUUACAUUGGUUUUAUUGAGAGCUACAGGGAUCCGUUUGGUUCAAGGGGUGAAUUUGAAGGCUUUGUUGCUGUGGUGAACAAGGCCAUGAGCGCUCGCUUUGCUCAGUUGGUGAGCUCAGCUGAAGUCUUACUACCAGAGCUGCCCUGGCCUCCAGCCUUUGAGAAGGACCUCUUCCUCAAGCCAGACUUCACCUCUCUGGACGUGCUCACCUUUGCCGGCAGCGGCAUCCCUGCAGGAAUCAACAUUCCAAACUAUGAUGACAUCAGACAGACCGAAGGUUUCAAGAAUGUGUCCCUUGGAAAUGUGCUGGCAGUGGCAUAUGCCACUCAGAAAGACAAGCUAACCUUUCUUGAGGAGAAAGACAAGGACAUGUACAUCAAAUGGAAGGGGCCUUCUUUUGAGGUGCAAGUGGGACUCCAUGAGCUGUUGGGUCAUGGCAGUGGGAAACUCUUUGUUCAGAAUGAUAAGGGACAUUUCAACUUUGAGCAAACUGCUGUUCGUAAUCCAGAAACAGGGGAACUGAUCUCUAGCUGGUACAAGGGCAAUGAGACAUGGGACAGCAAGUUCUCCACCAUUGCCUCCUCCUAUGAGGAGUGUCGAGCUGAGUGUGUGGGUCUCUACCUGUGUCUCAACAAACAGGUGCUCAGUAUUUUUGGGCACGAGGGAGAGGAUGCAGAGGAGGUGGUGUACGUAAACUGGCUAAAUAUGGUGCGUGCUGGCCUGCUCGGACUGGAGUUCUACACACCAGAGAGCAAGAGCUGGAGACAGGCACACAUGCAGGCCCGGUUUGUGAUCUUGCGGGUUCUGUUGGAGGCUGGGGAGGGGCUGGUUGAUCUGAGGGAGUGUACAGGGGCAGACGGAAGGCCAGAUGCCAUUAUAACACUGGACCGCAGCAAGAUCCACACAGUGGGCCGGAACGCCAUCCAGAGGUUCCUCUGUAAACUGCAGGUGUACAAGUCCACGGCUGAUGUGGAGGGAGGAAGGGCUCUGUAUGAAGGCUACUCUGCUGUGACUGCUGAUGGCACCCAUGACUUCCUACGCCUCAGAGAGACAGUUCUGCUCCGUAAGGAAGCUCGCAAGAUGUUUGUCCAGGCUAACACUUGCAUCAAAGGUGAUGCUGUGCAGCUGGUUGAGUAUGAAGGCAGUGCUGCAGGGCUCAUCCAGUCUUUCAUCGAGCGCUUCCCUGAAGAUGCAGAAGAGCUGGAGGCCCAGCUGCUGGAGAUGGCCUCCAGAGACACCGCCUGCUGGUGCUGAGCGGACUCUGCAUUCAGAGAGACAUUCUCUCAGACAAGUAUUAGACCUCACUUAGCCACAGCAACUAAGAAAUGAACAAAAAUUUACAGAAAAGAACAAAAGGCACUAGUAAGGGACUGGUAAUGAUUCUAAAACACAUUCUUUCACAUGUAGGAGGAACUAAGAACCGCACUUAUAUGAAUGCAGACAUAUGCAUAACAACCUACACUUUACCUUCCAUAUCUCACUCACACCAAUCCUGUUUUUCUGUCUUUUCCAUUCACUGCGAAACAAUGGCAAGUCUUGUUAAAGUUUUAAUUAGAAAUUUCUGUUCCUGCAUUGAAUCGGACCACAGCCCACACUUCCCACACAGGCAUGUGAAAGCACUGACAAGAGUGAACUUGCUGUGUGAGGGUGGAACUUAUGUAAUCCCAACACAUAACACACUUUUUACAACUGACGUAAAAAUGGAAAUGUACUCUGCACUACUAUUGAAAAACAUGUAGAGUUAGCUGCCGAUUGAAUGAUCUGUAGGGGAAAUGUUUGAGUUCUCAAGAAUACAAAGUUCAUUGUCAAUUCCUCAAACAUGUGUUUGUCAAAGUGUUCAGUGUGGACAGUAAAAACCAACAGUCCCUAUCAAAUAAACUCAAUUCAUUUUUAUUAAA